This is a messenger RNA of Hymenoscyphus albidus, 2165 nucleotides long. The record is from the annotation of a GenBank genome assembly. Lineage: Eukaryota; Fungi; Ascomycota; Leotiomycetes; Helotiales; Helotiaceae.
GAUGGCCCUGACCCAUCGGUAAUCAUCCGAAGAUUCAAUACUUCUACGUAGGUACUGGAAUUCCGUAAUUUACAUGGUCAGGAACAUCCUUUCAUCAACCACCACGACUUUAUAUAUCAAUCCAAGGACUUCCUUUUGUGAGCCGCAAUCUAUUAUACCGAUGCCGACUGGUUGAGACGUCACUCCGUUUUCGCGUCGCUCGCUUCGCAUAAAUCAAAGUUUGGGGUCGUGUGCUUUUGGACGCUAUUCUAAGUGCUGACGACCGAGGGGAAGCUGACGAGGCGGAGGGAGGGAAUACUUGAAGCUAAGGGGCCCGGCCGGAGCAUAAGCACAAUCUCGCAACCGAAACCAUUAUUAUUAGGUAUGUUGCCCGUAUUGACUGAAUUUACCUACAGAAAUAGUUUAGGGACAGGGAUAUUGACAAUAUUUUACGUUGACUUCUCUGAUCCCUCAAACGUCAGUAAUUCUAUGUACGCCCCAUGCCAUCUCAAUUUCAUCUGAUCUAUUCCCAUGACUGAGCGAGGUCCAUUUGAAGUUUUUGUACUGUACGUGUUCUGAUGCAUCGUGAAGUAUACAGGACUCUCACAGGAGGAAUUGAGGAUACUUGAUCACAAACGAAAUCAGGAGUGCUGCGUUCACCCAAACAGCAGUGCACAUUUGAAAAAGCAUGCAUAUCUGAAUUUGCAAGCAUAUUGCAAACGAGAGAAAGAAUAUGGGAGUCAAACAGGCCCCGAAGCCCAACGAUCAAUUCCCUUUGUCUCAACUCUGGAACUUUUACAAAUCAUCCAUCCUCGCCUAUCCAAGUAAACUCUCUCCAACUGAACAAAGGUGCACAUUCCUCCGAUCUACAGUCCGUACCAAAAAGAAAUUAUCUCUGACCCGGAAAAACCAACAGCGAUUGAGCAUGUCUGAGACCCCUACUUCAUUUCUUCUCAAAUCAUGGUGAACUUCCGCCUCGUCUCCUCAGCCGAGGCACCCCAGACCGCAGAAGGAUCGAUUCUCUUCCUACCGCCAAGAGAUAUAAUACCGAAGGAUGCUUUUGUGGAUGAGGAAUUGAACGCGGGAGCCUUUAAUCACCCUGUGGUUGUGACUUCUUGUCCUUCCCCGAAGAAAAUUAAGCAUGAUUCGGUGGUUGAAAUUGCAAUUGUGAUUCCCCUCCCCCUCCUUUCCCUACCCUAUUUUGUUGACCUGGCUAAUUUGAACAAGAUGACAUCCUUCAACAACACUCUCCUGAAGAAAUACCUCGCACAAAAAGGUAUCGUCGUCGCAACCAACUCUCUUGCUGCGCAAAAAGGGGGUUAUUUACGUGUUGUCACGGCUUCGAAACCUCAUAGUGCCGAUACUUUGAAAUGAGGGGUGGUAAGGGGAUGAAGAGGGAUUGUUCGUAUGUUGGCGUUAGGCGGAGUUAUAAGAUCAGCUUGAGGGCCUUGGCAAAGUACGGGAAUCACAACGAGGAGGUCGAUGCUUAUCGAUUGACGGCUCAUGCUACGAGAGCUGUUAAUGAAGCAAUUGGGACUUGGAAGGAGAAAUGUCUGAAAGUGGAGAAGAAGUCGGAGAAAGCAAGGGAAAAGAAAUUGGAGAAGCCGAAGAAGGAAUUUGAGAAGGAAGGCGGUAAAUUGGUGGCAAAGAAAACAGGCAAAACAGAGGGAAAAGAAACCAAGAAGAUUCCCGACACACCAAAAGCCAAGAUCGCCAAAUCAACUCUCGAGAUUACACAGAAAGGAAAGGUGGUGAAAGUCGCCAAAACCAAGCCAUCCAAAAACAAGGCCGGUGACAAAUUGGUGGGAAAGAAGGUGGGUGAGCCAAAAGAAAAGGAAGUCAAGAAAUCUCCAGUUUCACCAAAACCUAAACCCAUGAAGCAAUCCCUCAAGGCGACUGAAAAGAAGACGGUAGCAAAAAGUACGAAAGAGACAGCCCCAGAAGGCGACAUCAAAAAUACCAAAAAGAGUGCUACCAACCUAGGAAAUGAACAGGCUGCCCUCUCUGCUGUCUCAAAAACGAAUAAGGCCAUUCCAGUCAAAGCAAGCACGAAACAAGAUACCCGGAAGAAUACAGAUAAUAAGAUCAAGAAAACUAAGGAUGCACUACCUAGACGAAAGAGUUCUGCCAGAAUCGCGGCGAUAGAGAAGAGGAUGAAGGAUUUAGUAAUGUUGGAUGAACUUUGA